This is a messenger RNA of Labrus bergylta (ballan wrasse), 3372 nucleotides long. The record is from RefSeq and is a predicted model, not a curated record. Lineage: Eukaryota; Metazoa; Chordata; Actinopteri; Labriformes; Labridae.
GCGUCAGAACAUGAAGGUCCAGAUUAACGCCACGGGCGACACCAUCAUCAUGAAGUUUGUGCGUCCGAGUCCCGACGUGAAGCUGGAGGGUUACAUUCUGGGUUACGGCAGCAGCAUGUUCUCCAAACAGUUCAUCCCGCUGCCCGAGAACGGAGAACCCUAUGAGACGGAGCUGGACGCAGAGCCAAAGUACCUGGUGGCUGUCCAGCCAAUCCCGGUCAAUGACGUGAAGAAACACUGCACAGGGAAGGUGAACCUGGAGAAGCCGCUCCAUCUGGUGAUCGGCUCGGUCAGUCCUACCGCCGUGCUGUUGUCCUGGGGAAACCACCUGAAGACGCCGUACGAGGGGAACAUAAUGAACGAGUGUCUGGAGGACGGGUUCUAUACCAUCCGCUACAGAGAGAGGAACAGGAAGUGGAUCUAUCAGACAUGCCCGACUGGCGACACGGUUGUCGACAACCUCAAACCUAACACGCCGUAUGAGUUCGGUGUUCGCUCCAACAAGGACGACCGCAGCAGCAUGUGGAGCAAACUGGUCAUCCACAACACCAACAUGGGCAAUAAAAACACUCAGAAGCCAUUUAAGCUGAGAAAUCCUCUGGCUAAGCCUCUGAAACCUCUGGGCCCUCACACUCUCUUCCCUCCUCGUCUCGCACUGCACAACAGGACGCACCUCCCUCUCUUCCCCGGAGCUCCUCGCACUUCUUUUGCGCCCCCUGAAGGUCGUCAGGAGACUGCAGAGCCUAACUCUCCUCAUGUUUUACUCGACAAAGGAAACUCUUUUACAAACGACACCAUGAAACCAUCAGAGCGUCCUCCGGCCCUCCCCUCCCUCAUGUCCACCACAGCCCGUCCUGCAGACACCACAGCCUCCCCCAUCCUUAAACUAACCUCCGGGGAUGACUCACAUCAGGGACAGACUACUAAUGUGCCCGAGAUGACCUUUAACCCUGCCGCUUUCGUCCAAUCACAGGAUGAAUCAUCCCUGCUGAGAUCGGCUCAGGCCAAUGAGAGAGCCCAAACUAACCUCUGGGGUCAGGACAGCAAUCGGUCUCCUGCGCUGACUUUUCAGACCUACAACCCGGCAGCUCCCCUGCUGGUCAGAUCCAUGAGGCCUGCGUCCAGGAACCCUCUGUUCCCCUUCUCUAACAGACACCCCCCCUCCCCCUCUAGAGCCAGUACCUCAGCUCACAGCUCGGGGAUACUCGGGGUAAACGGACAGCCUCAUCGGGGGGGCCUCUCCCCACCUCGACCAGCCUUAUGGUCCAGACCUCGACUCGGUUCCCUCCCUCGUCCGUCUGUACCAAUCAGCAAGAGACCCAACCUGGUGGGGAAACCUGGAGACACAGAUAAAGUCAACAACUUGAAGCAGACGGACAAACUGCCCGUCCUGAAACCCAAAGUACCUCCAGCAACCGUCAAACCCACCAAACAGGAACGCAAGCAGACGAGCACCGCUGCCCCGACCACAGCCGGCGGUCGUCAGGAGACGUGGGAGGACUCAGAGCUCUUUCAGUCUCAGCCGACCUCUGAUGUCGACGCUUUGGGAAAAAAGCGUUACGUUGCUCCUCACGUCGUCUACCAAACAGGAAAGAAACCCGAUGAGCCGUGCUCCAUCACCUCGUCUCUCAACUACUUCCCUCAGGGCGAACGUGGCGACGCCAACGUGACGGCCCCGCCCAAGUCUCCGCCCUCUAACCUCACGGUGGUGACCGUGGAGGGAUGUCCGUCCUUCAUCAUCCUGGACUGGGAGAAAACCGACAACGACACCACAGAGUAUGAAGUCAUCUCCACCGCCAAAGGACCCGAUGGUGAGCAGGUCUCCAUCCUGACCACCAACCAGACUCACACGGCCGUGGAAAACCUCAAGCCUGAGAGCAGCUAUGAGUUUAAGGUGAAGCCAAAGAACGAGCUGGGCGAGGGUCCUCCCAGUGAGCCGGUCUCCUUCAGCACAGAGUCAGCGGACCCUCGGGUGAGCGAGAAUGUGUCAGGGAAAGACGCCAUCUGGACGCAGUUUCCCUUCAAGACGGACUCGUACUCCGACUGUCACGGCAAACAGUACGUGAAGAGGACCUGGUACCGCAAGUUUGUGGGCGUGCAGCUGUGCAACUCGCUCAGGUACAAGAUCUACCUGAGCGACUCGCUCACCGGUAAAUUCCACAACAUCGGAGAUCAGACGGGCUUCGGGGAGGAUCACUGUCAGUUCGUCGACUCGUUCCUAGACGGACGGACGGGCCGACAGCUCCAAGCCGACCAGCUGCCCUCCAGACCAGGUUUUUAUCGUGCCAUUCGUCAGGAGCCCGUCCACUUUGGACAGAUCGGAGGCCCCUCCCAUAUCAGCUACGUGUCAUGGUAUGAGUGUGGGACGCCGAUCCCCGGGAAGUGGUGAGAGGACUGGUGGUCUUUGGGGGGGAGGAGGCCCUGCCCCCUCCUCAGUGCUGUAAAAACAUGUAGAGGACAGACUGUCAGGGAGAAAUAUGUAAACAUGCCUCAUCUUAACUAUUUAUCAAACAACAGCAGGAAACAUGGAGGCGUGUCCUCUCUGCAGAGGGGGCGUGGCUAACUUACCAUACAAUGAUUUUGUUUUGUUAUAAAAGGGAAGCUGGCUCCCUGAAGACUAUGUUCUUACCGUGUGAGAUGUUUUAUUUAUCUGGUUAUAUUUCGACCGUCACAGAGUAUUAUGGGAUGUGUUACAGGGUCAGACAGGUACCUGCUGCUUUUACCUGGACCUCACCUAAAGACGGGGCUGGUUCUCAUGACGGGAAAAUAUUAAGAUUAUAUAUAUAUAUAUAUAUUAUAUAUAUAAGAUUAAGAUUUACUUUAUUGAUCCCGCAAGGAGAAAUUCUGUUUAAAACAGAAACAGAGAAGAAGAAGUGUAACGUUCGCUGUCGACCUCGUUGUUGACCACUGUUUUAUUCUGCCAUAAAGCACACAGGUGGUUAAUGACAGGUGUGACUCUGAGUGGGUAGCUGAGUCUACAGGUGGCGCUGUAGACGCUCCGUGUGGGCAUUAUCUUCUUCUUCUUCUCUUCAGGGUUUGAGGAUUGAUGAUCCAUGUGUCGGUGUCUCAAAGCUGAAAAGUGCUUUCUGUCCGUUAAUCUAACAUCCUGGUCCUCACCUGACUUAUUGUUCCCAUAGCUAGCAUGCUAAGUGGCUAAUGGUCUCAGACCUAUCAGGAGUUCUGUUCUUCAUAAAGGUUAGAACGUGACUAACACAUGAACACAAGCUACAUGCUAAUGCUAACUCUUCAUUAUCUCUCUUGUGUUUAAAUUUGCUCUGAAGAUUGUAAAUAAAGUUUCUCCACGAGGCUGGAUGAAGAUGUUUUUAUAAAAAUGUUUUUAUAUUCAGUGUCAAUAAAAACUUUUUUUUAAAA